Messenger RNA from Brassica rapa (field mustard), 1403 nucleotides. Its product is annotated as cell wall / vacuolar inhibitor of fructosidase 1. The record is from RefSeq and is a predicted model, not a curated record. Gene Ontology annotation, biological process: negative regulation of catalytic activity. Gene Ontology annotation, molecular function: enzyme inhibitor activity. Lineage: Eukaryota; Viridiplantae; Streptophyta; Magnoliopsida; Brassicales; Brassicaceae.
AUUGCAUCGAUGAUUUACUGUGAUUAAGUUUCAAAUACAAUUAACUAGCCUUUUCGGUCAAAGACCUCUAUGAGGAAAUAUAUAUAACAUCUUCGUUGACGAAAAGAGACCAGUCUUUCCUGUCAACAAACUCCAUAUAUUAAAGAGAAAUUUCAUGAUCAGUUUUUGUUGUCUUUAUUUAUAUACUUGAUUAUGUUUGACUUGAUAAACAAAUGUCUUGCUGUUCCUUACAAAAAAAAUAUAUGACUAGAUGUCCCUUAAGCCAAAAAAACAUACUCCUUCCAUAUACAAAACUAAAAUUUUUUAGAAUUUAUUAUUGUUCCAUAAAAAUAGAUUUUUUAUAGUUUAAGGUAUUUUUGUAUACUUUUGAAAAAUAUUAAUGGUGAAUAUUUGAAUUGAUUAAAUUUUAUUGGUGAAUAGUUAUUGGAAAAUGUAUUAAAAGAUAAAUUGUAAAUUAAAUUGUAAAUAUUUAUUAUAUUUUUAAUAAACGUUGAAAACUCUAGAUACGGAGGAAUUAUAAGACAUUUGACAUAAAUGUUCAUACAUGUUGUUGUUACAUGCACAUAUGACCAGAAGUCCAUAGCAAUCUCGAAAAACGUGGUUAAUAAGACUAACCAGAUACUGUAAUUAAUUGUAGGUUGAAACGUCAUGAAUUUACAUUAAAUUAAUAGAUUUUUUUUUUGGCAACACAUUAAAUUAAUAGAUUAAGUGUAUCGAAGUCCCCAAAAUAAAAAAACGUUUCGGCGUAAUAAUAACUUUUCACGCCUAGAUACACAUAAAUAUGUACACGCCUAGAAAUAUAUCCUGAUACAUCUUUUAGUUUUAAACGUUUUAAGAGAGAAAAUGAUGAAGACGAUGAUGAUGAUGGCAAUGAUGAUGGGAGUUGCGAUGGGAGAUAUUGUAGAUAAGACAUGCAAACAGACACCUGACUACAGUCUUUGUCUCUCUCUCCUUCGCUCCGAUCCACGUAGUUCCUCCGCCGACACCGUCGGCCUUGGUCUCAUUCUCGUCGACAAGAUCAAGGCUCUAGGGACUGAAACUCUUGGGCAGAUCAACAUGGCGUACAAAACAAAACCCAUGCUCAAAAAACCACUGGAUGAAUGUAAUCUGAGAUACAAGACGAUCGUAGACGUUGACGUCCACACAGCCAUUAUAGCUAUCAGAGGAAACCCUAAGUUUGCGGAGGGUGCAAUUGUUGACGCCGGCGUUGAAGCCUCCGUCUGCGAAGGAGGGUUUCCCAAAGGCCAAUCUCCAAUAACCGGUUUGACCCAGAAAAUGAACAAGAUCUGCGAUGUAACCAGAGCCAUCGUCCGCAUGUUGCUCUGAAUAAUAAUGUUUCUUGUAACUGUUACCUUAUUGAAAUUAAGCUGAUAUAAAACCAUCGAUCCAUACCUAUUUAAACC